AUGGCGUGCCUCCUUCGGCCGCUGCAUCUGCCUCACGGAGCGUAUUUCCCGGCAACUGCCAUCUUCGCGCGCGCGUGCUUCACAACCGCCCGCUCCUCGUCCCUCUCUCGAGCCCACUCUCUUGUCAAGCCUCCCUCACGUUACCUUCUCUCGACGUCUCAACGGUCGUCAACAGCAGCAACCGAAGGGACGGUUGCAGCCGCAAUAAGCGCUUGCCAAGGUCCUUCGCGCGUUAGCUGCGGAGGCGCUAACACCCUGUAUGGCCCGUUGAAGCCGCUCGAUAGAAUCACUUCGUCCGCUCGGCUUUCCGGAGGAAGCAGUAGCAUCGCGUCGUGUGCGGAUCGGAUUGAGAUUUCCAGCGCAUCUGCAGCGCGUUGUGGGCCGAGCUACAGCCGUUGCUGCUGGCACGGAGGAGCCGGCCGGCCGGCCGCGGAGUCGAGAGGGGAAGAAGUCCGCUCUGUUGCGACGUCGGCGGUGGUGCAGCGGCAGCAGGAGGCGGAGGUAGCGCAAGUGGAAGGGGAGACCGGGAGAGACGCGGAGGAUGGGGGAAGCACACGGGCGGGGUCGACAGGUGAUAGCGAAGGAGGCGAGGGCGGCGGUAUUGACGCGACUGAGGCGGCGGUAAUGGCGGCGCUUGAGCAAGGGCUGGGGGGGGCGUUGAGCAGAGAGGCGGUGGUGCCGCCGCCACAGCCGCUGGUGGUGGUGAUUAGCGGGCCCAGCGGCGUGGGGAAAGACGCUGUUAUCAAGUGCCUGCAAGAAACCCGCCCUGACAUCCACUUUGUGGUCACGGCAACAUCCCGGGAGCGGAGAGCAGGCGAGGUGGACGGCCAGGAUUACAUCUUCGUGUCGCGCGAGGAGUUUGAGGCGAUGAGGGAUGGGGGAGAGCUGCUGGAGCAUGCUGUGGUGUACGGUGACUAUAAGGGCAUCCCCAAGAAACAGGUGCGAGACUCAUUGGCGCGUGGCACAGACGUGGUGCUGCGGAUAGACGUGCAAGGAGCAGCCACCAUGCGCUCGCUCCUCGGGUCCUCUGCUGUGUUCGUCUUCCUAGUGGCCGAGACAGAACACGCUCUGGUGCAGCGCCUGGUGCGCAGGAAGAGCGAGUCUGUGGAGAAGCUACUGGUGCGUGUAGGCACGGCCCGAGAGGAGCUGGGGCGGCGAGGGGAGUUUGACUAUGUGGUGGUGAACGCUGAGGGACAGCUGGAGGCCACUGUGGACACGCUGUGUUCGAUCAUUGAUGCUGAGAAGCUUAGAGCGCAUCGCCCUGCUCUGCUGGAGCUGUGA
Molecule: messenger RNA, 1281 nt
Organism: Closterium sp. Naga37s-1
Lineage: Eukaryota; Viridiplantae; Streptophyta; Zygnematophyceae; Desmidiales; Closteriaceae
Source: the annotation of a GenBank genome assembly